This is a messenger RNA of Acanthamoeba castellanii str. Neff, 735 nucleotides long. RefSeq lists its product as uncharacterized. The record is from RefSeq and is a predicted model, not a curated record. Bases 1 to 735 code for a protein of 244 amino acids. NCBI's taxonomy places the organism in Eukaryota, Discosea, Longamoebia, Acanthamoebidae. The transcript has a single exon.
AUGGGGGACACUGUCAAGUGCACGGGCAGCGGCGGAUUCAUACACAACGUCGACGUCAGACCACUGCACGCCGCGGCUGCCGCGGCCCUGCCCGUGACCUCGUCGAUGUCCGACGCGUGGGAGCAAGCCAUCGAGUCCAGGGUGACGCCACAGUGGUGGGGGGAGUUAGCACGGACCGACUUCCUGCUCGUCUUGGACAGCAUAGUGGACUCCUUGCGCUACGUGCUCAUCCGCAUCCAGGACGAUCCUGACCCUUCGCUCAUGAGGGCCAACGCACCCCUACACGCCUGUCGUUGUGCCCUGACCUACCUGGUCCAGGCGUACGGCCAGGUUCUGCCACUAUCAACCCAUGGCAACCCUCGACCCCUCGCCCUGGCUGUCGCCCACGCCUGCUCCCUCCCCGGCGGCCUGCAUGAGUACCGCGCUCCCGGUGUUCGAGGCCCAUCCCUACCUCUUCGCGAACGUAGUGUACACGAACGACCGACAGCAGAGGGGCAUCGUCGAUCGCUACCUGUACAAGCGCGACUCUUACGUCACCGGCGCCGCCAGAUGUCCUCGAUCGGAUCUCGAUGCCACGCACGCGCAGAUGAUCUUCUGGUCGUGGGUGUCGGGCCUGCCGGAGCACCUCGUCGGCCGCUUUCCCAAGAACUUGAUCGAGAAGGCGCCUCUCUACCUCGCCUCGGCCUACGUAAGACGCCAAACGUGUCUGGCGUGGUACGGCAUGCCGGACCCUGA